UUCAGGCCACCUUUAUUCAUAACAGUAGUACAUAUUUAUUCGAAACCUUUUUUUUUUUCAAAAGACAUGACUAGAUUAGAUCGCAUUUAUAUUCAAUAUCAACCCCAUAUAUGUUAAGCUAGGAGUAAUUUAAGACUAUAAUUAUGUUUGUUUUAUUUCAACGCACUACACACAUGUAUAUACUCGAUUGGGGUGGCUAUGAAUGGAGUUAGAUAUUUUAGUUUGUGCAGUAAAGAAUGAAAAUACGUAUGGAUAAAUUUAUUGUUCGACUGCUGGUAUUUUUUGUACUAAUGUUUUUUGUAUUUUUAAUAACUUUUACAAAAAAUACCAAUAGAAGCACAACUUUUAACCCCGUGGACAGUAUUUUAUCUAAUAACAAUGUAAAAUCAAAUUCAAAAUGGAAUUUAGAAAUGGGCAUAAACUGGACGUGGAAUUCAGUUUUGGAUAUUUUGGAACAUUUUCCAGGCCGCGGAGAUUUCUUGCCAAGUGAUUCAGAGGGUCCAUCUGUUUUGUAUCCUAACAGAAGCAAGUCGGAGGAGUUGAUUAACGAUAAAUUGUCAGUUUUUGUUCUUUUACAUUCACAUAACGAUCCAGGUUAUAGACAUACAUUAGAAGAUUACUACAAAUUUAGGGCGAAAAAGGUAUUAUCUUUAGCUGUCCAGAAACUGACAAAAUAUAAAGAUCUGACAUUCAUAUGGACUGAUACAUGUUUUCUUGAACGAUGGUGGAAUGAACAGAACAGUAAAACUAAAAACGAGCUAAAACAGCUAGUAAAAUCUGGACGAUUUGAAAUCGCCUUGGGGGCAUGGGUGUCCGCGGACGAAUGUGUUACACACUACUUUGCCUAUUUAGAUCAACUCAUAGAAGGUUACUAUUGGAUACGGCAGCAUUUGGGCGUGUUUCCAAAAAUAUCUUUUAAUAUGGACCAGUUUGGAUCAUCUGCAUCUGUAAAUUACAUAAGGAGUGUGGCCGGUAUAAAAAUCUCAUUUUUGAAUCAUUUACAUAAAGGAACAAAGAAGUACUUCAGACAGCACAGACUGCUAGAAUUCUACAAUCGGCAACUUUCGGACAAGACGGGGGAAGAUGAUACAUUUAUGCAUAUUGAACCAUUUGAUGAUCUUUCCUUCAAAGGAAGUUGUGGACCAGCCAAAAUGGUCUGUGUGUCACUGGACUUAAGAACAUUCAAGCUUCCGCACCCUGAUGAGCUGUCAUUUAAACUCCCCAAACUUCUGAACGGCAUGCCGUACUGGAACGUGCACCAUUUUGCAAAGGUACUUGUUUCCCAAAUGAAAAUAAAAAGUGACGGUUACUUACAUAAUGUUCUAAUGCUUCCGCUAGGGAACGAUAUUCUUUACCACACCGCUGGAGAAUGGAAAAAUCAGUACAGAAACCUGAAAAUAUUAAUGGAAUAUAUCAACUCUUAUAAGCCUUUUAAAGUCCAUAUGCAAUUUGGAACAAUAGAAAAAUAUUAUGAAGAGGUUAUGAGACAAACAAAACGGUAUAAAAUACAAUACGCUUUGGCCGCUGGUGACUAUUUUCCAUACACAAGAGGUCCAAAAUAUUGGAGCGGGUAUUUUACCACUCGCCAGUUUAUGAAACGUCUUGGACGCGAACUUCAGGAGUCCGUACGCGCGGUAGAUCUUUUAAUGUCAUUUCUUGUAUAUAAUGGUCCAGGUUUGAAUAAGCAGACGACUAAUUACAAAAUAAUUUUGUCAAAUUUGACUUAUGCCAGACGACAGCUAUAUAUAUUUCAACAUCAUGAUGCAAUAACUGGAACGGCAGAAGAGGAAACCGUGAAAGAUUUCAAACAAAGAUUAUCGUCGGCUUUCAUUAUGUCACAGGAAGUGAUGUCAGAGUUACUAAAAAUAGCAUUACAAAUGAGCUGUACAAAUACUGCUUUACGACACAAACAUCCUAACAAAGAUGGAAACUUCAACCUUGUCGAAAAAGUAAGAGAUGUCUUAAAUAUUUCUAUUUUUCCUACUGCUGUCAGAGAUAGAGUGGAAGAAUUAACGAGACAAGAAGUGCUUAACGUCAGUGGUGACACAACCAAGUUAAUUAUAUUCAACUCUUUUACUCAGACAAGAAGGGAACUUAUCACGGUGUCAAUUAAAACCAAAGGAAGUGUUUUAAUCAAGGACCCAAAUAACUUAAGUGUUGAUUUUGAUGUUGAAAUAUUUAAAGAUAUUAUGAAAGUUACAUUUAUAUCAGAACUUCCACCAGUAGGCAUUUCUGUUUUUAAUAUAGUAACAAAUUCAGAUAAGACAAUUAAACAAGAAGUAACUCCAAAGAAAGAGGAAAAGUAUUUUGUUUGUCAAACUCUUGAAAUGAACUUGACGUAUUCUAUAUCCGAGGGGAUCCCUUUAACGUUGUGUUCAAAGAAAGAAAAUACAUGUUCCAUUUUCCAAAUUGACCUCUUACAUUACACGCCAAUUAGUGAUGCGUAUACCUUUCCGGAUUCUGGAAAAUAUACAAUUAUACAAGACUACUCGUGGCAUCGUAUCAUUAAUGGAAAAACGUUUUGCUCUGUGGAAUUCUUCUUCAAAUUUAUAACAUUGAAGUACGUUCUUCAAAACGUACAUGGUGUGAAUGGAAGACGAGUACAGAUGGAAAUUCACGAUAACCUAUCUAAAGCAACUGCGAACAAUUUUGAAGGUCAGUUCGUCGUAAGGGUAAAAACAAAUAUUGAGAAUGGAGACACGUAUUACACGGAUUCAAAUGGUUUACAGCUCAUGAAAAGAACAUUCAGAAAACAUUUAUCUUUUGGUGCAAACGUGUACCCAAUGACAUCUAUGGCGGUUAUACAAGAUAGAUUUCAACGACUCACAGUGCAUUCUAUUCAGCCUAAUGGUGUUGUGAGCAGGGACUCGGGAUCGUUGGAUAUAAUGAUUGACCGGGUUGUAACAGCAUACAGUGAUGGAACGGUCCGUGAAUUCGCAGGGAACACAAAGGACAAUUUACCAACUUUUACUAAACUGUAUUUCCAGCUUGAGAAAUCUUUAUUUUCUGUACAAGACGGUCAAGCAGAAACGCUUCAACCGUCGUUAGAAUCUGUAAUAACAAAUGAUUUAAUUCAACACCCUGUUCAAACAUUCUUCACUCAGUCGAACUUUGCAUGCAGUCAAAACUCAUUCUCAUUUCUAAAUUGUGAAAUUCCUAGUGAAAUGAUAAUUGCAAACCUUAAGUGUUUAAUAGGAGAUGAAUUUAAUUUGGAUGGACUAACACUGACAUUGUUACGUCGAGACGUUUCUAUUAACACAUCAUAUUUGGAAUUCAAGCCGUCUACAAUAUUUAGAAACGGUUCAGUAACGCUUCAUAACAUGUUUAAAGAUAGUAAUAUAUUCCAUGGUAAUUUUUCUUUCAAACCUCUCGAAAUGAAAACAUUUUUAAUCAAAUAGAUAUAGAAAGGAUAGCUGUUAUCAAAAAUUCAUUGAACAUUUGUAAAUAUGUUUAUUUAUUUUGUAUGUGCAUAUAAUAAAGUUUACUAUUUUUGUUGUUCGAAUACAA
Mercenaria mercenaria is the source of this 3507-nucleotide messenger RNA. RefSeq names its product alpha-mannosidase 2-like. The record is from RefSeq and is a predicted model, not a curated record. The transcript has 2 exons. Gene Ontology annotation, molecular function: alpha-mannosidase activity; carbohydrate binding. Gene Ontology annotation, cellular component: Golgi membrane. The coding region runs from base 237 to 3398 and encodes 1053 amino acids. NCBI's taxonomy places the organism in Eukaryota, Metazoa, Mollusca, Bivalvia, Venerida, Veneridae. Gene Ontology annotation, biological process: N-glycan processing; protein deglycosylation; mannose metabolic process.